Molecule: messenger RNA, 1758 nt
Organism: Oldenlandia corymbosa var. corymbosa
Lineage: Eukaryota; Viridiplantae; Streptophyta; Magnoliopsida; Gentianales; Rubiaceae
Source: the annotation of a GenBank genome assembly
AUGGUUCAAGAGAAUAAUGAUGGUAGCGGGAGCAUUGAUUGGAGUGCUCAUGUUCUUGAUAAGGCGAAUCCAGCUAGUUUCCCAACCAGCAGUGGUCCAUCAGCGGGAGAAAGUUCAUCAUCUCAUUCUGGAAACAUCAAGCGUUUCCUAGAGAUGGGUUUUCCGGAUAAAUUAGUUGUUAAAGCUCUCGAGGAACAUGGAGAAGAAUCUGAGGAUUCAACCAUUGUUGAUGCAAUUCUUACAUACAUGACUCUUGAAAAUGAAGCUGCCGAAGAGAGAAAAUGUACCGAUGUUGCUGAAUGUUCAUCAGGUUACGACGAGAAUAGACUUUAUCUUUCUGAUUCAGAUGAUUGGAAUGAUUAUUGGUUCGAAGAUGAGGAAAACAUGGAACUCUUGACGGAGAAUGAUAAAAAAAAGCUUACUUUACAGAACAUGGGCUUUUCGGUUGAGGAUGCUGAAACAGCUACUGAAAAAUGUCCAGAAGCUUCGAUUGAUGAGUUAUCAGAUUUCAUUUUCGCUGUUCAAACAGCAAGAAAAGAAGAAGAAGAAGAAGAACCUGCGAAUCUACCUACCGAGGUGAGACCAAACCUGAAUGAUUCUCGCCGCGAAGUUGGGAAAAGAAAGAAACGGGCGGUGUAUCCUGAGUCCCAAGGGACGAAAAAGCGGAGGGAAAUACAAUCUCAAGAGAUUGAACGAAUUCGCAUUCCAAAACCAAUGGUAGGCUUCGGACUGCCUCGUGUACAUGAUUCCCAGCUUGUAACAAGCAGAAUCCUUCCAGAGCAAGCAAUGGGUCCCCCAUACUUCUAUUAUGAGAAUGUUGCGCAAACUCCAAAAGGCGUGUGGAAAACCAUCUCCAGUUACCUUUACAAUGUCGUGCCGGAGUUUGUCGAUUCCAAAUACUUCUCCGCUGCUGCGAGAAAGAGGGGAUACGUUCACAAUUUACCAAUCGAGGGCAGAUCUGAGCUUCUUCCAAUUCUUCCAUGCACCAUUCACGAGGCAUUUCCGUAUACCAGGGAAUGGUGGCCGUCUUGGGACCCGCGAACUCAGCUUAACUGCUUGCUGACAUCAACUCCGACUGCCGUUUUGCAAAAGGAGAUUCGUAAAACUCUUCAAGUAUAUGACGAACUCCAUGCGGAACCUCCGGAAAAAGUGAAGAAGGAGAUUCUAGGUAAAUGUAGGAGAUGGAAUUUGUUGUGGGUUGGGAAGAACCGGGUCGCCCAGUUAGAGCCUAAUGAAAUAGAGAUACUAUUGGGUUUUCCAGAAAAUCAUACAAGGGGUAUUGGAAUGAGUACGAGAAACAGAUACAAGUCACUUGGCAACUCAUUCCAGGUCAAUACGGUUGCAUAUCAUCUGUCUGUACUCAAGCGCUUGUACCCAGAAGGCAUCAAUGUCUUGUCGCUAUUCUCUGGGAUAGGUGGUGCAGAAGUUGCUCUCCACAGACUUGGUAUACCAUUGAAGAAUGUUGUUUCUGUUGAGAUAUCUGAAGACAACAGAAAAAUAAUUCAGACCUGGUGGGAGAACACACUACAGCCAGGCAAAUUGCUCCACUUUGACGAUGUUCAAAGGUUCAAUGAGAAAACAAUACAAGAGUUGAUAACCUCCCUUGGAGGUUUCGAUCUCGUCAUUGGUGGAAGUCCCUGCAAUAAUCUUGCAGGCAGAAACGUGAAUAGUAGGGAUGGAUUAGAGGGAAAGGAUUCCUCACUCUUUUAUGAUUAUGUUAGGAUUUUGAAGACUGUUAGAAGCAUAAUGCGUAAUUGA